AUCUAAAACAACACUGAGCUCCCACAGUCAACAAGCUCUGCCUUUGAUGCUCACGGCACUGAAAGUGUUAAAAGGCUCCGCUCAGAUCCUGGGUGGUUUUGGGCUGGGUUUGUAGUCAGGAGUCCUUUUGCAACCCUUGGACACGGGUUGUACAAACGCCAGAGAAGGAUCAUGGCUGAGUUAACAGAAGAGCAUGUUCUUGAAGCAGACUACGAUCCCAAGGCGUACAUGGAAUUCUUUAACUUAAAUGAAAACAGCUUGGAGUACGAGUUCAUCAAGUUUGUGCUAAGACAUCACUACAAAACCUUCACCCCAGGUGCCGUCAAAGGCGACACUCUGAUUAGCAUCAGCAACAGCCCUGCGAUCUACCCGCUUCUCUCAGCCUGUGAGACCUUCAAGGAGAUCAUCAUUGCAGACUGCAGGGACCAGAAUUGCCAGGAGCUGCAGAAAUGGCUGAAGCAGGAGCCUGGAGCAUUUGACUGGUCUCAAGUGGGGAAAUACAUGUGUGAACUGGAGGGAGGCAGGCACAAGUGGACUGAGAAAGAGGGGAAGCUACAAAAAACCAUCAGCCAUAUCCUAAAAUGUGAUGUCCACGAAAGCAAGCCCCUGGGUCCAGAUGUUCUCCCUCCGGCUGACUGCCUGGUGUCAUCAUUUUGCUUGGAAACAGUCUGCAAAGACCAGAGCUCCUACCGCGCUGCUCUGAAGAACAUCAGCUCUCUGCUAAAGCCAGGGGGACACCUGGUGCUGAGCGGAGAUUUGGGCAGCAGUUUCUACAUGGUUGGUCCUAAAAAGUUCUUCUGUUUGGUUCUGACAGAGGAAUUUUUGAGGGGGGCUCUUAGUGCAGCUGGCUUUGCCAUUCAGGAGUUUGAUGUCCUCUCCAGGGAUGACGACACCAUGCAGGAAAUCUGCGAUUUCUCUGGCAUGUACUUCAUUGUCGCCCGCAAAGAGAAAGCGAUUUAAGUCCCUUGGAGAAUAAGUGGGACACAAAAGGAUCCCUCUAAAAUAGAAAUUAAAAUUAAAUUAAUUAAAAAGCUACAUUAUGCCCCAGAUGAUGCAUAUAUUCCUGCUUAAAAUGUGUUUCACCCUUUCCUGUGAAAAUACAAACAUCUCCUUAAAAAAUGAGAAAUUGCAGCAUUUGCAUGCGAGUGGAAGUCCCCAUUAGACAGGAGAGGAGCGCAGACUCUCAGGUGUGAUGCUAGUGUCUUAUGACCCUGAACAACAGGAGCAACAUGAAAAUUGCCUUGAGAGUGGCCAGGGUGUUGCUUCCACAUGUACUAAUCAUGAAUUGCUUAUGCCAGUCUAGAUCUUUUCAGGCCCUGGGUUCCUCAAGCUCUUGACAAACCUUUCACCAUGUCUGGAAGGGCACUGUAUAUGGGCACCCAAGAUGUGCCCUGUGGUUUUUGGUCCAAUGCCUGGUUUGUCUGAUCCUAGGCUUUGAUAACAGGAGGCACCAAUGCAAGGAACAGGAGAGGAAGUGGGUUGUGGGUCGGAUGGUAUUUGUUGUUUCUUGCAGAGAGUGAUUUGCCCUCUGGUCUGCAUUGAAAACAAUCAAAUAAUCAAUUAGAUCGGCUUCUUAGAACUAAUUACACCUGCCUGAAACACAAUAGUCCGCUUUAACUCUUGCAUAGAAAAUGCUCAUAUCCAGUAUAACAUGCAAACUAUUUCUGCAUGGAGUUCUCAUCUACGAAUCAAUAAAACAGAACUGGAAACUU
Messenger RNA from Alligator sinensis (Chinese alligator), 1712 nucleotides. Its product is annotated as nicotinamide N-methyltransferase-like. The record is from RefSeq and is a predicted model, not a curated record. The coding region runs from base 172 to 960 and encodes 262 amino acids. Lineage: Eukaryota; Metazoa; Chordata; Crocodylia; Alligatoridae. Gene Ontology annotation, cellular component: cytosol. The transcript is spliced from 3 exons. Gene Ontology annotation, molecular function: N-methyltransferase activity.